CUCUCUUUUGAAUGCAUCCUUCCCCCUCUUCCACUUUUCAUUCACUCUCAUCCUCUCUCCAUCUUCUUCGGCCAUGCAACAUAACCGACCAUGUUGUCUGAUAUCGUUCCCUUCCUUUUACUUUAUACUUUAUGCUUCACUUCACGCUGGUUAAAGACCUUCACCUUCAAUACACUCCUCUUUCUUUUCAUAUCAAGAUAUACACUCACUCAACGUCUCCACAUCUUAUCCAAAUCACCAAUUCAUCUUUGGACACGCAAUUACGAUUUUACCUUCAGUGGAUACUGGAUACUCAUCGCAGGCUUGCCAGCGAGAGGAGGGAUGGCAAGACUGGAUAGGGGAGAGGAAGAAAAAAGUGAACAGGAUGUACACUCUCAUUGGUAUACGAAAAGAGUUUGCAAAAAAUGGGCGUAGAGAAGUGAGCAGAGAACAGAAAAGACCCACAGGAAGAGAUAGUCCAGUCUGGAAUUACAGGAAAAUCUGCAGGGGAGAUCAAGGAAACACACGAAGCUCAGCUGACACAUUGACUUGGGCUUUUUUUUUGGUACGC
Gamsiella multidivaricata is the source of this 550-nucleotide messenger RNA. RefSeq lists its product as uncharacterized. The record is from RefSeq and is a predicted model, not a curated record. Lineage: Eukaryota; Fungi; Mortierellomycota; Mortierellomycetes; Mortierellales; Mortierellaceae. Bases 91 to 414 code for a protein of 107 amino acids. The transcript has 2 exons.